Messenger RNA from Trachemys scripta elegans, 1130 nucleotides. Its product is annotated as zinc finger protein 34-like. The coding region runs from base 66 to 1130 and encodes 354 amino acids. Gene Ontology annotation, biological process: regulation of DNA-templated transcription. Lineage: Eukaryota; Metazoa; Chordata; Testudines; Emydidae. The record is from RefSeq and is a predicted model, not a curated record. The transcript is spliced from 5 exons.
GCUGAAGAAUAACGUCCCUGUUUUGAUCCAGAUCGUCCCAUCCUCCCAGGGGACAGGGCAGGGAAAUGGCUGAAGUGGAACAAGCUCAGGGGCCAGUGACCUUCGAGGAGGUGGCUGUGUAUUUCACGGAGGAGGAGUGGACUCUGCUGGAUCCAUGUCAGAGAACCCUCUACAUGGAUGUGAUGCAGGAGAAUUAUGAGAAUGUGACCUUGCUGGCAUUUCCCAUUCCCAGACCUGAGGUGAUCUCCCAGCUGGAACAAGGGGAAGAACCAUGGGGCUAUGUGGAAAGGAAGCUCUUCAAAAACACUUGCACAGCAGGUGAUGUGUUGGUGGGUGAGAAUGAGGAGAAGAACCCUGGGCAGGAAGGUCCUGAGCAAGUGGAACUGCAGGGGACCUUACUGGGAAGACGUGAAGAGGAAGUUUCCCAGAGUCCGGAGCAGGGACAUGCCUGUGAGAGUCAGCCCAGACCAGAGAGGCAGCAGUGGAACCACCAAGAGCAGAGAUCGUGUAAAUCCACUCACCGAGAUGGAGAUCUGAAUAACCUGAAUGAAACUACGAUCCAGCCAAGAAUCUGCACUAAAGAGAAACCGUAUGAAUGUGCUGAUUGCAGGAAAAACUUCAGUCGGAGAUCAAAUCUGAUUGUACAUCAAAGAAUCCACAAGGAAGAGAAACCCUUUAAAUGCCUCAACUGUGGGAAAAUGUUCAAGGUGAAAUCAGACCUUAUUAAACAUCAGAGAAUCCACAGUGGAGAAAGAGCCUAUAAAUGCCCCGAGUGUGGGAAAAGCUUCAGUCAUAGUUCAAAGCUCACUGCACAUCUGAGAGUUCAUACAGGAGAGAGACCCUAUAAAUGCCCUGAGUGUGGGGAAAGCUUCAAGCACAGCUCCUCUGUCUGUAGACAUCAGAGAAUCCACACUGGAGAAAGACCCUAUAAAUGCACCCAGUGUGGGAAAAACUUCACUCAGAGCUCAGUCCUCACUAAACAUCAGAGAACCCACACAGAAGAGUCACCCUAUAGCUGUUCUGUCUGUGGGAAAAGCUACAAGACAAAGUUGGAGCUAAUGUCUCACCAGAAACUACACAAGAUGGCAAAGUGUAAAUGUGCUGCAUUUGAGGAUGACAUGUGUGGUUGA